CCCUCUGGAGUCGGCGCAGGCGCAGUAGGAAGUCGCGGGCGGAGGGCUCGCUGCCCCCCCCUUCCGGCAGUCCCGGCCGUGCGUCGCGAUGAACCCCCUGACGAAGGUGAAGCUGAUCAAUGAGCUGAACGAGCGGGAAGCGGCCCUGGGCGUCGCCGAGUCGGUGUCCUGGCACUCGGAGUACCGCCACAGCGCCUGGAUCUUCCUCGGAGGGCUGCCCUACGAGCUGACCGAAGGCGACGUCCUGUGUGUGUUCUCGCAAUACGGGGAGAUUGUCAACAUUAACCUCGUGCGGGACAAGAAGACGGGGAAGUCGAAAGGCUUUGGCUUUUUGUGCUACGAAGAUCAGAGAAGCACCAUCCUUGCCGUCGACAACUUUAACGGGAUUAAGAUCAAGGGGAGGACCAUCCGGGUGGACCACGUGGCCAACUAUCGGCCCCCAAAGGACUCCGAGGACGUAGACGACGUGACCAAGGCCCUCCGCGAGCGGGGCUGCGGGGCCGAGACGCCUCCCCCCGGCUCUUCUUUGGACUCCUCGGACGAGGAAGGGCAGGGGGCCGGGACGCCAUCCCGGAAGAGGAAGAAGGCCCCCAAGGAGAAAAAGAAGAAAAAGAAAGACAAGGAGAAGAGGGUGAAGCGGGAGACGCCCCCCGGGGGGUCCGCGGAGGACCAAGCGGCCCUCGCCCCCCGGGCCCGCAUCAAGGAGGAGAAGGAAGACCCCGGCUACGACAAAUACGCCCGCGUGGAUAUCAAGGCAGGGGCCAGAGAAGGCCGCAGGCCCGACCGCGGCCGGGGGGAAGCGGACCGAGGGCCGAGCGCCGACGGGAGGAAGGAGAGACCCCCGGCCCAGUCCGGGAAGGGCAGGAGCCGGGAACGGGGCGGGACCUCGGAGCCUCGGCCCGAGCGUCGGGAAAAGCGCGCGGAGCCGGAAGGCCGGCGGGCCGGGGAAGACGGCCGGGCCAGGCGCUGAGCCGCUCCGCGGGGGCCUCCUCUGAGUGGAGCCGGGACCCCAAUAAAAUUUCCGGACUCUGUUUGA
Molecule: messenger RNA, 1036 nt
Organism: Tachyglossus aculeatus (Australian echidna)
Lineage: Eukaryota; Metazoa; Chordata; Mammalia; Monotremata; Tachyglossidae
Gene: RBMX2
Product: RNA binding motif protein X-linked 2
Exons: 6
Coding region: 89-970 (293 amino acids)
Biological process (GO): mRNA splicing, via spliceosome
Cellular component (GO): precatalytic spliceosome; U2 snRNP; catalytic step 2 spliceosome
Molecular function (GO): RNA binding
Source: RefSeq, a predicted model, not a curated record